AAGCAUGUGCUUUUUGAGCAGCGUUUUCUUUGGUCCAGAGGGCAGAACGACCUUUUACAGCCGUGUUAGAGCUAUAAAGUGGCCGGGUGUGAAAACGUGUAAAACUUGCAAGAGCAAUCUGAUGGCCAUGAGGGGUACUGAUUUGGCUUUCAGGAGAUACAUGAAUAUGCAUUAAUGUGGGGCUUGGGGUGGAGUCACGGGGGGCUAUUGCCCCUCCCAUUUUAUAUUUCCAACUUCACCUCCCAUUUUCUCUCUUCAAACACCGUCCUAGUAAUCAGAACGUCGUACAAUUUAAUCAAAUUCCCAGAUUCCAGAAAACUCACUCAGUCACGUAUUAACAAAUGGGCAAGAAAGAGGGAGAAAAGAAUGGUGAAGAUAACAAGGUUGCGCCGGCGCCGGCGCCGGCGGAGAAGAAAGACGACGUUUCGGACACCGCCGUUUACAAGAUCGACUGCAAUUGCAACGGGUGCGUCGAGAAAAUCGAAAAAGCCCUUCGUCAUUUCGAUGGUGUGGAAGGGGUGAAGAUAGAUCGUGAUGCCUGCGAAUUGACGGUAAAAGGGACCAACUUAGACCUCACGGCAAUCAGAGAGAAAUUGGAAAAAGAAAUCAAGAAGAAAUUUGAGCUGGUUUCUCCUCAGCCCAAAAAAGGCGGUGGCGGCGGUGGUGGCGGUGGCUAUAAGAAGCCGGAAAAGAAGAAGGCUGAAAAGAAAGAAGAGCCUAAGAAACCCAAAGAGUUAAGAGAUGAACUUCAUAAGGAGAUUCUACAACUUGCGAGGGAGAACUUGGAAAACGAACCACCGAUUAUGGAGCUUAGAAACCAGAAAGAGGGAGAAAAGAAUGGUGGAGAUAACAAGGUCGCACCAGCAGAGAAGAAAGACGUCGUUUCGGUCACUGCCAUUUACAAGAUUGACUGCAAUUGCGAAGGGUGUGUCGAGAAAAUCAAAAAAGCCCUUUGUCAUUUCGAUGGUGUGGAAGAGUUGAAGAUAGAUUGUAACAAAUUGACAGUAAAAGGGACCAACUUAGACCCCACGGCAAUCAGAGAGAAAUUGGAAAAAGAAAUCAAGAAGAAAUUUGAGCUGGUUUCUACUCAGCCCAAAAAAGGCGGCGGUGGUGGUGGUGGUGGCUAUAAGAAGCCAGAAAAGAAGAAGGCUGAAAAGAAAGAAGAGCCUAAGAAACCCAAAGAGUUAAGAGAUGAACUUCAUAAGGAGACUCUACAACUUGCAAGGGAGAACUUGGAAAACGAACCACCGAUUAUGGAGCUUAGAAACCAGAAAGAGGGAGAAAAGAAUAGUGGAGAUAACAAGGUUGCACAGGUGCAGGCGCCGGUGCCGGUGCCGGCAGAGAAGAAAGACGACAUUUUCGUCACUGCCAUUUACAAGAUCGACUGCAAUUGCGAAGGGUGUGCUGAGAAAAUCAAAAAAGCCCUUUGUCAUUUUGAUGGUGUGGAAGAGUUGAGGAUAGAUUGUAACAAAUUGACGGUAAAAGGGACCAACUUAGAGCCCACAGCAAUCAGAGAGAAAUUGGAAAAAGAAAUCAAGAAGAAAUUUGAACUGGUUUCUCCUCAACCCAAAAAAGGCAGUGGCGGCGGCUGUGGCUAUAAGAAGCCGAAAGAGAAGAAGGCUGAAAACAAAGAAGAGCCUAAGAAACCUAAAGAGUUAAUGGAUGAACUUCAUAAGGAGACUCUACAGCUUGCGAGGGAGAACUUGGAAAACAAACCACCGAUUAUGGAGCUUAGAAACCAGAUUAAUCAACUGAUUGAAGAACUUUUUCCUCCUUUGAUUCUAUUGGACCAACAACCUCAGCCACGUCCACAGGAUGGUUCUUCACAGUCUUGGUAUCCUCCAUCUGUAGUUAGCUCCCCAAAUUCAUCUCGUCCAGGAACACCAAGCAGUGCCUCUUCUAGCAGCUUCAGUUCACAUAGGACUUCAGACAGGCCACAGUCACCAUCACAUGUUUCACCUGCUGAAGCUGCGGGUAUUAUUGCUGUUCUGAAGGAUAAAAGUGUUGAUGAAUUACGGAAGCUUUUGUCUGACAAGGAUGCAUACCAUCAUUUCUUACUCUCACUUGAUCAAGUGAAAAUUCAAAACAAUUCAAGAGAUGAACUUCGUAAGGAGACUCUUCAACUUGCAAGGGAGAACUUGGAAAAGGAACCACGGAUUAUGGAGCUUAGAAACCAGUGCAGAAUAAUACGGACAACAGAAUUGGCUGCUGCUCAGGAGAAACUCAAUGAGCUUGAGAGAAAGAAGGAAGAGACAUUGAAAUUCUAUUCCCCUCAAUCCCUUCUCCAAAGGCUUCAAGAUGCGAAUAAGACAGAGGAGGAAUCGGAAAACCUGCACAAACAGCUCUUAGAUAGGGAUGUGGACCUUGGGACCUUUGUGCAGAAAUACAAGAAGCUCCGUACCACUUACCAUAGGCGUGCGCUUAUUCACCUUUCAGCCAAAACUUCUUCAAUUGGUUGAAUAGGUAUAGCAGAUGCUGUAUAAUUUCAUAUUGAGGAACGUUGCCUCGUGUUUUAUUGUAUGAUAUUAGUAUAAUUUUGUUUUGUUGGUAUAAGUUCGUUUUGUAUAUCAUGUCAGUCUUUCUUUGGCUAUUGUCAUUAUGCCAAUCCUUAGAGUAUUCACAUUGGUGCGCUUAUUCACCUUUCAGCCAAAACUUUUUCGUUUGGUUGAAUAGGUAUAGCAGAUGUUGUAUAAUUUCAUAUUGAGGAACGUUGCCGCUUGUUUUAUUGUAUGAUAUUGGUAUAAUUUUGUUUUGUUGGUGUAA
Messenger RNA from Quercus robur (English oak), 2763 nucleotides. RefSeq names its product vacuolar protein-sorting-associated protein 37 homolog 1-like. Gene Ontology annotation, biological process: protein targeting to vacuole; protein targeting to membrane; ubiquitin-dependent protein catabolic process via the multivesicular body sorting pathway. The record is from RefSeq and is a predicted model, not a curated record. NCBI's taxonomy places the organism in Eukaryota, Viridiplantae, Streptophyta, Magnoliopsida, Fagales, Fagaceae. Gene Ontology annotation, molecular function: metal ion binding. Gene Ontology annotation, cellular component: ESCRT I complex. The transcript is spliced from 20 exons. Bases 342 to 2459 code for a protein of 705 amino acids.